AUGUCCGCCGCGGCCGCCCGUCCCGUCCUCCGCUCGUCAGCGCUGCGCUUCGCUGCCCGUCGCUACCAGAGCACCACCACCCAAAAGGCCACCGAGGCCGCCAAGGAGUCGGCCACCAAGGCACAGGAGACGGCUCAGGAGACCACCAGCAAGGCUUCGCAGGGUCUCUCGCGCGUCACGAGCGCGGCUGGCGGUGCCGCAAAGGGUCUCACCAGCGCGCUCGGCAAGAUUGGUGGACGAACUGGCCGUCUGUUUGCCUUUGUUGAGCGCCAGACACCCUUUGUCGUCUACUACUCAAAGGUCGGCCUCGAGAUGGCCAAGUACGUCGCCCACGGCCAGAAGAUGAGCCCUCCAUCCAUUGCCACUUUCCAGACCUACUACCAGAACCUCUUCCAGUCAUUGCGAUCCGGCUCCCUCGGUGGCCAGUCCGCACAAGGCCUUCUCCAACGCGCCCGCAACAUUGGCCCGGCCCAGAUCGUCGCCGGCGGUGUUGUCGCUGCCGAGUGCCUCGGUUUCUUCACCGUUGGCGAGAUGAUUGGCCGCUUCAAGCUCGUUGGCUACCACGGCGAGACUGGUGCCCACCACUAG
Molecule: messenger RNA, 588 nt
Organism: Emericellopsis cladophorae
Lineage: Eukaryota; Fungi; Ascomycota; Sordariomycetes; Hypocreales; Bionectriaceae
Product: ATP synthase subunit g-like protein
Exons: 3
Coding region: 1-588 (195 amino acids)
Biological process (GO): proton motive force-driven ATP synthesis
Molecular function (GO): proton transmembrane transporter activity
Source: RefSeq, a predicted model, not a curated record